Messenger RNA from Danaus plexippus (monarch butterfly), 2154 nucleotides. RefSeq names its product proton-coupled folate transporter-like. The transcript is spliced from 7 exons. Gene Ontology annotation, biological process: transmembrane transport. Gene Ontology annotation, cellular component: membrane. Gene Ontology annotation, molecular function: transmembrane transporter activity. The record is from RefSeq and is a predicted model, not a curated record. NCBI's taxonomy places the organism in Eukaryota, Metazoa, Arthropoda, Insecta, Lepidoptera, Nymphalidae. The coding region runs from base 153 to 1667 and encodes 504 amino acids.
AAAUACUCAUAAUUCAGGUAAUCUUAUUGUUUUCGAGGUGGUGGUGGCAGCACACGAACCCGGUUUAUUAGCUAUGUGAACAGUGUACAAUUUCCUCGAUAUUUUUUUUUAUUUUUUUUCGGGAACAGUCAAAGUAAAAGAAAUAGUCGAAAAUGGUCGAAAAGAAUGUGGAAGAUAAAGAGAAGGGCGACGAAUUAUCUCCUCUUAACGAAAAAGUUGAAAACACAGAAAUCAAGAAACUUACCAUUCUACAAAAAUUAAAAGUUAUCAAAUCUAAAACCACAGUAGAACCAAUUAUGGCAUGUUAUAUAAUGCCAAGUGUACUUGCAUCUUUGGCGACACAGAAUUUAAAUCUAGAAAAAGCUUGUCAUGUUAACCUUAACUUUAGUGAUGAAAUUUGUUUUGCCUUAAAACGCAGAGAAACGGAAAACUACACUAUAUAUGAGGACCAAGUGCAAACAUUAAUUGCGAGCGUACAGGCUUGGAAAAAUAUUAUCCAAACAGCAAUUCCCGUGAUCAUAAUAUUAUUUGUCGGUGCAUGGAGUGACAAAACUGGUAAAAGAAAAGCCUGUAUUUUGAUGCCAAUCGUGGGUGAAUUUAUUACGUGCAUCGGUUUCAUUAUCAAUACAUAUUUCUUCUACGAAUUGCCAGUCGAGGUUGCUGCACUAACAGAAUCAAUUUUUCCUGCCAUAACAGGGGGCUGGUUUACAAAUUUCAUAGGUGUCUUCAGUUACAUUGGUGAUAUAACUACAAAUGAGGAUAGGACGUAUAGAGUUGGUAUAGUUAAUUUAUGCAUGUCCCUUGGUUAUCCGAUUGGAAGUGCGUUGAGUGGAGUUUUGUUGACUUGGAUAGGUUAUUACGGAAUUUUCUCCUUAUCAGCUAGUUUCUACUUAUUUAGUCUGAUUUAUGGAUACUAUUUCCUGGAGGAUCCCAAGAGAGACGCAGUAAAUGAGAAACCUCGGGGAUGUUUUAGCUUUAUAAGAGAAUUUUUCGAUAUAGCUCUCGUUAUAGAAACUUUUAGAGUGGCAUUUAAAAAGGGUCCCGGUAAUAGACGACUUCGUGUUUCUCUUCUACUUCUAGUGGUGUUUGUCGUGUUUGGGCCAUCGCAAGGUGAAUUCAGUAUAUUAUAUCUCUUUACGAGAUACAGAUUUAAUUGGGAUGAGGUCCAAUUUAGUCUUUGGUCGACGUACAGCAUAGUGACCAAUUUACUUGGAACGGCGUUCUCAAUAAGUUUGUUCAGCAAUUACAUGAAACUUGACGAUACUUUGUUAGGCAUUAUAUCUAAUAUGAGCAAAAUAGUAGCAGCUUUCGCUUACGCCUUCGCAAGAACUGACUUUGAAAUAUAUAUGGCUCCGCUUCUUGAAAUAUUAAAUGGCACUUCUUUCAUUGCAAUGCGCUCUAUUGCAUCCAAAUUAGUAUGUGGCGACGAAUUUGGUAAAGUAUAUUCAUUGUUUGGUGUAGCGGAAGCCAUGACUCCGCUACUAUAUGGGCCACUAUAUUCAAGAGUUUAUAUUUCAACUCUAAAUAUCCUGCCAGGAGCUGUCUUCCUCCUUGGAGCUUUACUUACUGUUCCCUCUAUUAUUAUAUUUGGGUGGCUGUACUUUGAACAUCAAAAGGACAAAGUUAGGAAUGCCGAAGAUCUAAAAUGUGUCGAAAGUGAAAAGUGACUAAGUAAAAACUAUUUAAGUAUAUUAAAAAGUUUCUAAUUUUUUAUCAGCGAAAAAAUACAAAAAAUGCAAAAUUUUUAGCAUCCCAUCUUUGUUGAAACUCCUUAAAAUAUGUUCUUCUUACAAUUUCCGUGUUGGACAAAUAUUUUUCAUGUUGGUUUCAUUUGAAUUUUGAAAUCACAUUUAAAUGUGUUCAGAGCUGGUUUUAAAUUUACAUUAUUUUAGAUAAUGCUACGUCAUGUAAUAUAUAAAGAUAGAGUGAUAUGUAAAAAAUAACAUUUUUUUAAUAUGACGCAUAUCUAAAUAUAAAAAUUUGUAUAUUCCUGUUUUUGAUUUAUUUUCUACAUAAAAAAAGAUAAUAUUUUUUUUGCAUUAAUUAAAGAUUAUAAUGACAUCUUCUUUUUCACUUAUAUUUUUUAAUAAAAGUUUGUAAGCGAUUCUAUGUAUAUACAUAUAUAGGCUUGCUAUACAUACAUAUGUAUUCGUA